Nematolebias whitei (Rio pearlfish) is the source of this 1610-nucleotide messenger RNA. Its product is annotated as zinc finger protein 436. Gene Ontology annotation, molecular function: RNA polymerase II cis-regulatory region sequence-specific DNA binding; DNA-binding transcription factor activity. Gene Ontology annotation, biological process: regulation of transcription by RNA polymerase II. NCBI's taxonomy places the organism in Eukaryota, Metazoa, Chordata, Actinopteri, Cyprinodontiformes, Rivulidae. The coding region runs from base 56 to 1414 and encodes 452 amino acids. The record is from RefSeq and is a predicted model, not a curated record. The transcript has 4 exons.
GCGAGUGAAACGGAGCGCAAACAGCUACAUUUAUUUGUAUUUUAACCGGUGCAACAUGGAGGGCAGCAGCUUCCAGAGUCAGCUGCUGUCCGUCAUGGAGGUCCUGGCCCAGGCAGCUGUGGCGGAGAUAAACCGGCGCGUGGACGACAGCUGCGCGGUGCUGCGGGUGGAGCUGAGCCAGAGCCGGAGGGACAUCGAGCUGCUCAAGAGCAAGUAUGAGGAGAUGGAGGCAGAGCUGAGGAGGAGCAGGAGGAGAGCCAGGAGGAGAGUUGGUAACAUUCCUGCAGCAGAUGAGACAUGUCCUCCUUCAUCCAAAGUUUGCACCAGUUCAGACUGGGACACACAGAUGGGAGCUGAGUCUCCAGAUCAGCCCCAACAGCGUGCAGACGUGGAAGCUGCUAACGAACCUGAAAACGUACAGAUAAAAGAGGAGUGCACAGAGGACGUGUGGAGGAGCGAGCCGCGAGACGAGCAGACAGGUGGAGGUCAGGAGCAGCCAUGUUUCAGUAACGCACAACUUGCUCAGACUGAGAGUUUUCUGGAAAACUACCGCUCGGCUGAAAACCCUGCACCUCUGGAUUCUCCAACGGACGGCUUCGGCGCGUUCCCAGAGCGGCAGCUGCAUGAGGCGGAGCUCAUUGUGAAGGAUGAAAAGGAGGAGGAGUCUGCUGAGAACGCCGCCCCGCUGGGUUCGGUCCACACCUUUGUGACGGAGACAGCCGAAGCACCGCUGUGGUCAUCGAGCAGCCUGUACAGAAACGCCGCUGAUCCAAGCGUCUCCUACGCAGGGCAACAAACUGAGCAGAUUCCUUCCGUGUUUGCAUCUCAAACCAGCUUGUGUUUGGACAAUAUGGCGCCCAAAAUUCACCCUGAGGGGAGAUCUCACUCUGCGCUGUUGAGCGCGGCAAAGAUGAAGAGACGAGCAAAAAGUUUUGUGUACAAGAAGCCACAAACGGGCGAAGGACACAGCGUUUUGUCUCAGAUUAACGCCGUAAAUUCCCACUUGAUUACUCAACAAUCCCAGCAUCAGUGCAGAGACCCCGCACCUCACGUGGGUGGGGACAUGGCGUCGGCGAGCCCCGCCGUCCCUUUCUGCUGGCAGAGCCGCAGCGGCUUCGGCCUGGCGAGGAGGGCGAGGGCGCCCUGGAGGUCCGGCCUCGGCGAGAAGAGGUUCGGCUGCUCGUACUGCGACAAAAGCUUCCUGCGGUUCAGUCAGCUCAAGGAGCACUUGAGGAGUCACACGGGCGAGAAGCCGUUCAGCUGCGUGCAGUGCGGCCGCUGCUUCACCAAGCAGUGCAACCUGAUCCGGCACGCGGUGGUCCACAGCGGGGAGAAACCGUUCGGGUGUGCGCUGUGCGGGAAGUGCUUCACGCAGCGCUCCAGCCUCAAGUCACACCAGAAAACAGCACACUGAGACCUUUACCCUCCGUCCUCUGCUCAGUUGUAUACUUUAAGGAUGUUAAAUGUUUCAGUAAAACUCUUUAGUUCGUUGUGUUCGAUGGCCUGUUGUGUAUCAUUGUGAUAAAGUGCGGCCCAGUUGUAGAGGAACAGACAAUAAAGCAUAAAGAGCCAUAAUGUUUCAACCGUUUCAAUAAAAUGCACAAAUCAAA